Messenger RNA from Entrophospora candida, 306 nucleotides. The record is from the annotation of a GenBank genome assembly. Lineage: Eukaryota; Fungi; Glomeromycota; Glomeromycetes; Entrophosporales; Entrophosporaceae.
GAAGGAAGAAUUCCCCAGGAAGAACAAGAUGAAUUAGACAACCAAAGGGAAGAAGAAAAGGGAAAAGAGGAAGAAUUUAGCAGUAUAUUGUUUGAUGAAAAAAACAAAGACUCCCUUAUCGAAAGCAUCAAUGAAAUCAGGUUAAUAAGUGAAACAAGGCUACCGAUCUCAUCUGAUAAUAUAUCUGAAUACAAACUGUCAAAUGGUAGCGACUUAUUAACCAUGUUUAAAAGAUAUCAAAAGAAUAUCUCAAAGUGUCGUCGAGCUACUACACCAGCAUAUUGGGGUAUAUUGGAUCUAACUUGA